Molecule: messenger RNA, 2267 nt
Organism: Saccostrea echinata
Lineage: Eukaryota; Metazoa; Mollusca; Bivalvia; Ostreida; Ostreidae
Product: Kruppel-like factor 3
Exons: 2
Coding region: 104-1348 (414 amino acids)
Biological process (GO): regulation of transcription by RNA polymerase II
Molecular function (GO): DNA-binding transcription factor activity, RNA polymerase II-specific; RNA polymerase II cis-regulatory region sequence-specific DNA binding
Source: RefSeq, a predicted model, not a curated record
GCUUUCUGUACUUCAUUCUGAAUUAAUCCGAUCAGAACAUAAUACAGUGUAAUAGACGACAAGAGAUACACAAAAUUUUUGUUUACAUUAAGUGAUAUCCACCAUGAUCAACGUGGAUACUUUGUUGGAGUCCGGCAUUGGUUACUCGCAAGGACUUAACUCACCUAUGAAUGAAAAUACUGACAUGCAGUCGGGCUGGCAUGAUAUAGAGAGUCUAUCCAUGAUGUAUCAAGACAACACACCAUACGAAAAUGGCAUGCUGCAGGCUCUAGACCAAAUGAGAACGACAAAUAUGCCAGGAAAACAAGAGACUCAAGACCCUGCAGGAAACCGAUCUCCCUGCGAGUUAAACGACGCUUAUGAUGAACUGCUGGAUUAUGAUUUUAUUCUUGCAAACACCGUUGAAAGUUUAUAUUCCGAAGAAAACUGUUUGAAAAUCAAACAAGAGCAAUCUCAACCAAACCUGAUUACUGGCGAUCCAUUACCAGACUUUCAUUCUACCUUCUUAGAUAUUCCUGAUAUUAAAUUUGACAAUGCUGUGAACAAUAGUCUGCCAUCCGAAAUGGAAACAAUGAAAAUGGACUUCAAUAAAUACAUUGUUCCAAAACAAGAAUUCGGACAUGCAACUGUUUCUAGUUCUUGUGCAUCAUAUAUGGGCAAUAAAUCCCCCGUGAUGACUAUGCCCAGACUGACCUGCAAUGCUACCCCUGUGUCAACUCCACAUCAACAGAUGCAUUAUCCAGUUAACAUUCCUAGCAAUAUGUCCCCACCAUCUUCUCCAGAAAUGCAAAAUGAUCUCCCUAAAUACCGCGCGCCUCUUCAGAUGCUGCAACAGCAACAACAGAGUCACUUCCAUCGCAUGGCUCCACAGCAAAUCCAUCCCCUUCAGAAUCAGCAAUACAUGAUGAACACUAAUCCAUACAUGCAGAAAAUGCAACAACAGCAUAUGCUGCAGGUCCCACACCAGAUGAUUACACCACCAUCAUCCCCCCAACUCGUAGACUUGUUACUGCCACCACCGACCGUGGAUUCAUCUGCCGCCCAACCAAAGAAAAGGGGCCGAAGAACCUGGGGCCGAAAACGCCAAACCAGUCAUACUUGCACUCAUCCUGGCUGUAGUAAAACUUACACCAAGAGUUCCCACCUGAAGGCUCACUUGCGCACCCAUACAGGUGAAAAACCGUACGCAUGCACGUGGAAAGGAUGCGGAUGGAAAUUCGCUCGCUCUGAUGAACUUACAAGACAUUACAGAAAACACACGGGCGAUCGUCCAUUCCAGUGCCAUCUCUGCGAAAGAGCCUUCUCAAGAAGUGACCACCUGUCACUGCACAUGAAGCGACAUAUUUAAGAACUUGCCGCUCUAAAAACUGUCCGGCAAUGAAGCCAUACAAGGCUGUAAUAUGAUCCAUUGUAGACUUAACCUUUCCGUUGAUUUGACUGCAAACAAAAUUGCUUUUAGGUUUGACAAAGCAAUAUGCAACGAAAUUUUGCAUACUUGUAGUCAAAAGGUUCAAGUCGUUGGUCGUAAUUUUCCAAAAGACCGGCUGGACCGUUUUGGAAAUGCGACGCUGCAAGUGCUGUUCGCUCCGAGUGGCCACAACGCAGGGGAAGACGAAACGUAAAAUAUAAAAUAUGAACUGUUUUUGUAUAAAACAAAAGUAUUUGAGACAGUUGUUCUUUUAUUAAGAGCAUAGCCUUUAUAUAUUGCUAUGCAACUGCCACCAACCCACCGUUAACUCAAUCUUCUUUAUCUUAGGUUUACUUACUGGCAGCGAAAAUAUUGUCAUUAUCAAUCAAGAGUGCAAUUUUGCCUUUUGUGCCUGGUUUGCACAUUGAACGACUGGUUUCGAAUGAAAUUACUGUAGAUCUUUUUUAUGAUCAUUUUUUUUUAUAUUUACGCAAUUGCAUAUACUCGAUACUUAAUUCUUAAUGAAAAGCCUAAUUGAGAUUUCCGAAAUUAUGCUUAAUACGACACACCUGUAAUACCUAUAUACAAAAUGAAAUAAAUGUUUGUGUUCAUCGAUUUGCUUCCUAUGAAAAUCGCAGAAAACCACUUGUUAUUAUCCGUUGGUGCUUAUAUAGAUAUAUAUAUAUAUUAUCUGAUUCACUGUUAAUUUAUUUUGUUGUAUAUGUAACAUACACACUAGUCAAUUUAUUCUAAUAUUGUUACCGACAGUGCCAUGCGAAUUCCCCAGCUGGUCUGGGAGGGUUGUUUCCAUACCUGUUAUUUAUUUUGAUGGUACUAAAUAAAAACGUAAGAAAUCAAA